CUACUUCCCCCUCGUAUUUAUAUCCCCUCGCUGAUCCCCCUGGAUUUAUUUUUUUGAUUCAUAUUCACUCAACUCAAUUCCUCAAAACUCAAUUCCCUCCCAAAACUCUCUCUCUCUCUCUCUCUCUUACUCAAAACUACAACACCACCACCAUGCCUAUCCCCGUCCCCUCCGCCAACAGCCUCAUGGACCUCUUCAGCCUCAAGGGCAAGGUCGUCAUCAUCACCGGUGCCUCCGGACCCCGCGGAAUGGGCAUUGAAGCCGCCCGCGGCUGCGCCGAGAUGGGGGCCGACGUGGCCAUCACCUACGCCUCGCGGCCCGAGGGGGGCGAGAAGAACGCGGCGGAGCUGGCCAAAACCUACGGGGUGAAGGCGAAGGCGUACAAGUGCGACGUGGGCAACUACGAGAGCGUGCAGCAGCUGGUGGACGCGGUGAUCGCGGACUUUGGCCACGUGGACGCCUUCAUCGCCAACGCGGGCCGCACCGCCAACAGCGGCAUCCUCGAGGGCUCCGUCUCGGACUGGGAGGAGGUCAUCCAGACCGAUCUGAACGGGACCUUCCACUGCGCCAAGGCGAUUGGCCCGCACUUCAAGAAGCAGGGCAAGGGCAGCUUCGUCAUCACCUCCAGCAUGUCCGGUCACAUCGCCAACUUCCCGCAGGAGCAGACCUCCUACAAUGUCGCCAAGGCGGGGUGCAUCCACAUGGCGCGCUCGUUGGCGAACGAGUGGCGCGAUUUCGCCCGCGUGAACAGCAUCUCCCCCGGCUAUAUCGAUACGGGGCUGUCGGAUUUUGUCGAUAAGAAGGUGCAGGAUCUGUGGAUGAGCAUGAUCCCCAUGGGUCGCAAUGGCGAUGCCAAGGAGUUGAAGGGCGCUUAUGUCUAUCUCGUCUCUGAUGCUAGCUCGUACACUACGGGCGCGGAUUUGUUGAUUGAUGGGGGUUACUGCGUGCGGUAAAUUCAUCCUCGGCUUGGGUUUUCUCUGGUAGAAAAGAGGGGGUGCUGGAUACCUUAGUAUUUACUCACGGUUUUAAUGAUGAUAUCAUAUGAGAAAAAUGAAUACGAGAUUCACUUCA
Aspergillus saccharolyticus JOP 1030-1 is the source of this 1071-nucleotide messenger RNA. RefSeq names its product SDR family oxidoreductase. Gene Ontology annotation, cellular component: intracellular anatomical structure. The record is from RefSeq and is a predicted model, not a curated record. Lineage: Eukaryota; Fungi; Ascomycota; Eurotiomycetes; Eurotiales; Aspergillaceae. The coding region runs from base 153 to 953 and encodes 266 amino acids. Gene Ontology annotation, molecular function: oxidoreductase activity, acting on NAD(P)H, oxygen as acceptor. The transcript has a single exon.